AUGACAUCCAAUAUUGCUGAUGAAAUUAAUAUUGCUGAAUCACGUGUAAUUGAAUUGGCAGAUAGUAAGAAUCCAACCGGAAAGGUUUGGCAAAAGAUUGAUGAAAAGAAUGGAUGUACAGCAGAAUUUGCUGAGCCUCCACCACAUACUGGAUCUUACAAGGUUACCUUCUUAAUGUCUGGAUUGACACCUGAACAAGUUGCCAAUGUAUUGUGGGAUAGUAAUCAUGUUUUAAAAUUGAGUACUUCCCUCUCCGAAAUUAAAUCAUUGAAAAAGGUUGAGGAUAUUGAAGUUGUUGUUCACUCCCAUAAAUCACCUGCAUUUGGUGUUUCAAAGAGAGAUUAUUUGAUUUGUAGAAGAUUGAAAAAGAGAGAAGAUGGAUCAAUUGUUUUAUGUCAAAAGAGUGUUGUAGAUAAUGCAUUGUAUCCAGAACAAUCAGGAUAUGUUAGAGGAGAUUUGUUAGUUUCUGGUUAUGUCAUUAAACCAGUUAAGAAACCAAACGAAACAACUGCUACUAGUUGUCAUGUAACAUAUGUUAUUCAAACUGAUGUUAAGGGAUGGAUACCAGAUUUUGUUAAAAAGAUGGCCAAUUCUCAAUUGUGUUCUCAAUUACUUGAUCUCUAUUCAUAUGUAAAGAAAUUGUUGGGUAUUAACUAA
This is a messenger RNA of Naegleria gruberi, 657 nucleotides long. RefSeq lists its product as uncharacterized. The transcript has 4 exons. The record is from RefSeq and is a predicted model, not a curated record. Gene Ontology annotation, molecular function: lipid binding. Bases 1 to 657 code for a protein of 218 amino acids. NCBI's taxonomy places the organism in Eukaryota, Heterolobosea, Eutetramitea, Acrasida, Naegleriidae.